Molecule: messenger RNA, 3405 nt
Organism: Anarrhichthys ocellatus (wolf-eel)
Lineage: Eukaryota; Metazoa; Chordata; Actinopteri; Perciformes; Anarhichadidae
Product: KIAA2013 ortholog
Exons: 3
Coding region: 374-2239 (621 amino acids)
Source: RefSeq, a predicted model, not a curated record
UUGUGACAAACCAGAAGUCUCACUGCUGGCUGUAGAGUUAUUUGGAAAGUCAGCUGAUGUUUUCAACCUGAAGGCAAACAAAAAACGAAAUGACCUGAGAUACGACAACUUGACGAUUGUCAAACACACCAGCUAAAGGACAUGACUAUAACGAUGCGAGAAAUAAUAGCACACUUCCAGUAGUUUUCGUUCUCAGCGCUAACUACCUAGCUAAGCUAACUUAGCCAGACGCUAGAGAAGCCAGUUUGUCAGCUUUCAUCCUGGGGAACAGCAUGUUUUGAGUAGGACCCGUAACCGAAUUCGAUGUGACAUAUUACAAUUUUCCGUUUUUAUACGCUGACUCGUAGCUGGGCUUCCAUCAUUUAAACACGUAAUGUGGCUACAGCAGAGACUAAAGGGGCUACCAGGCUUGUUAUCAAGCAGCUGGGCGAGAAGACUCCUGAUAGGACUGCUGCUCUUCCUCAUCUUCUACUGGUACCUGGGAGCAGAGCGCGGAUGGAGGUUCUUCAGCGGCUCGGUCAUGCCCGGUGGAGCCGCGGGACAAUGCCUACUGGCUGAAAUCCACAGGUGGAAGUCUCUCGUAGACCGAGGAGAGGGGAUAUACAGUACACCGCAGGAACAACUGGAUACACCUUUCGUAUCGGGCAACGGCCAUAUUCUUCUUGACAUUGACUCUAACAAACUGUGGGUAGCGUCGUCUUCACAGCCCGGCUCGGCUCCGGUCCACCAGACGGAAUACUCGCCGAGAGUCGGUGUCCAUCUCGAGGGGAAGCGUGCCGAGGUUCAGGCUACCAUGCUGUGGUUCCGGAAAGGAGCCGUGCUGUCGGUCCGCUGUGCUUCACCAGCCGCCCUGCAGUCAGCCCGGGACUGUGUCACCAUCAGAGAGGAGUUCAUCGCGCACAGAAGCAGACCUAACGUCUAUCUGCAGCGAAUCCACAUCAGCAACCCGUCUGACAAGUCCGCGUCAUUGGACGUCUCCUAUGAUAACCCCGCCUUUGGUAGCAAGUUCACCAGCAGUGUGGAGAAACUGGAGGACAGAGAGAUAGUUCUCUCCUCUGGCAGAGUGCUUGUGGAGAAUAACCGGAUGGUGCUGGUGGUGGUGGUCUCCAAGAAGGUGAACAGCAGGCUCCAGGUUCCAGCUAAAUUAGAGUACACAGACAACAUCCUGUCAGUGGUGUGGACCUCAGAGCCCAUCGAGCCCUCCAAGCUGGAGGAGACCUUCACCACCCUCAGAGAUGGAGCCAAACGGGAGCUGGGGGAGCUGCUGAGGGCAAAUGUGGAGGAGUUGGUUGUAGAUCACCAGCAGGCCUGGAUGGACCUCUUCAUUUCAGGUGUUGAAAUGAGGAAAAUCACAGACUCCCACACGCCAUCGAGCCGCACGGUGAACACCACCCUCUACUACAUCUUGUCCUCCUCCAUGGCUCCGCUGCUGGAUCGAAGGCUGGGCAGCGAGGAGCGUGUCCGCCUCGAGUCCAGCCUCAAGUACGCAGACCACUGCUUCAGCGGCCACGCCACCAUGCACGCAGAGAACCUGUGGCCCGAGCGGGUGAGCAGUGCAGCUCAGAUCCUGCAGCUGGUCACGCUGUGGACUCUGACCCUGCAGAAGAGAGGCUGCAAGGUGCUGGUGGCGGCCGGAGCCCAUGGCGCCAUGCAGGGCAUGGUGCUCAGCUUCGGCGGCCUUCAGUUCACCGAGAACCACCUUCAGUUCCAGGCUGACCCGGACGUGCUGCACAACAGCUAUGCCCUGAGAGGGAUCCACUACAACCAGGACCUCAUUAACCUGGCAGUGCUGCUGGAUGGGGAGGGAAAGCCUUUUCUCCACGUGUCCGUGAAGCCGCCACAGGAGAAGCCGGUGAAGCUGUACGCCUGCGAGGCCGGCUGCCUCAACGAGCCCGUGGAGCUGACGUCCGAGAUCAAAGGCCACACCUUCCCUGUGAUGGUGACGCAGCCCAUCACGCCGCUCCUGUACAUCUCCACAGACCUGCGCCACCUGCAAGAUCUCCGCCACACCCUGCACCUCAAGUCCAUCCUGGCCCACGAGGAGCACAUGGCCAACAGGUACCCAGGCCUGCCCUUCCUCUUCUGGUUCAGCGUGGCAUCGCUCAUAACACUCUUCCACCUGUUCCUCUUUAAGCUCAUCUACAACGAGUACUGUGGCCCCGGAGCUAAGCCCCUCUUCAGGAGCAAGGUCGCCCACAAAAGUGAGGAUGGCUGCUGUGACACCAGGAAUGCUGCUUGAGCGCUACAGUGCUAUGCACACAUUCAACAUGUGGGCAGCAUGGGAGCUGUUAACAUAGGCUUCUGUUUCUGUUUCUUUCUGCUGCUUGUUGAUACUGCAGGAUAAGUGAUGAUAAGGGAGACACAUAUGAGAGCUGACAAGGAAAGAGAGAGAACAACCAACAGGACAGAUACUCUCUCCUGACGCCUGCUGUGGAGUGGUACCACCCACAGACCUGCUGAGAGGAUGUCUGUCACUUUAAAACCAUUAAUGUCACUAUCAAUUAAUCUACUCAAUUAUUGUUGGUUUGUCUUAAAAUGUUAGACAAUCAUCAGAAAAGCCCGUCCCAAGGCUACAAAGGUGAUUUAAAUGUUUGGAUAUUUGGUUCAUUCAAGACAAACACAUUCACAUUUAAGAAGCUUUAUCUAGUGAAUGUUUUGCAUUUUUGUUUGCAAAAAAAAAGUUCAAAACAAUUAUCUGAAAUGUAAAAGAUCAUAAAAAAGCUGAUUAAUUAAACAGCAUUUUAAGGAAGCAUUUAAACAUCAAGAUGCUUCCAACAUGUGGCAGAAUUUCCUAUUGAACUAGAAAUGACUCGACCACAGGGAAGUUUUUUUCUGUUAAACCAGUGAAACUGGUUCUCCAUCAAUGUAUCACUGCACACAUAUAACCUGUCAGACUCAAGUUUACCUCUAGUUCUAGCAGAACUAGAGGUAUCGUAUCAUUCCACACAUUAUUCCGUCUUGUCGAAAACGGGGGCCUUCAAUUCCCACAAUGCAACUUUACCACUGACAGUUUAGGGAUGUGGACGUGUGUUGCGAGUGGAGCCUCUACCCUGCAGCAGGUUCCAGAGGUCUGGUGAGAUCACUGCUCUCACUCCACAUCUCCACAUCUCUCUUAUUUUCACACUUGUAGUCUUCAGUCUGACUGAAGUGACUCCACUUGAGGACAUUUAUCAGACUUCACACAGCUCCCUCUGGAGACACUAAAGGCUCUAUGGUAUUGUUUUCACAUAUGCAGCAUCACCGCCCAACACCUGGCAACACGGAGCGCUGUUUAACUGAGCUUGGCCAAAGUUAUUCAGGAUAAGCUUACAGAUGCACUGCCUGAUUUUGUUUCAGGACCCCCAUAUCCCCAAUAAUUCAAACUCAACUGUAACCUACGUUUUCAUUUAAUAUUUCAAUUUUAUC